AUGAGCUCUGCUCUGAUAAACGCUAUAAAAAACUUACAUAUAUCGACAAUCUCCCAAAUUCGAUUAUGCUCAUCAGUUGCAAAUGUUGUGAAUAAUAACAGAGAAAUAAGUGUAACAAAAAAGGAUUGGAAAUUUCCACCUCAAUUUACGAAACCAAGAGAAAUAUGGAUUGAAAAUAUUGAUACCAUUGAAGAAAAGAAACUUGGCCUAUUUGAAUUGCAUCCAUUAGUAUAUGCAGCAGUACCUCGUAUAGAUAUUAUCCACCAGAAUAUAAUUUGGCAAAAGAAAUUUCGAUGGGUAUCAUGGGCUCAUACAAAAACUAGAAGUGAAGUGAAGGGUGGUGGUAAAAAGCCAUGGCCACAAAAAGGAUUGGGACGAGCUCGUCAUGGCUCAAUUAGAUCUCCAUUAUUUAAAGGGGGUGGUAUCGCUCACGGCCCUCGGUCUGGCAAAACUCAUUUUUAUAUGCUACCAUUUCAUUUACGUAUACAUGGUCUUACUUCAACUCUAUCAGCAAAAUUUGCUCAAGAUGACUUACAUGUUGUAAAGGAUCUGGAGUUGCCAACAGAUGAGCCAGAAUAUAUAGUUGAUCUUGUUGAGAAAAGAAAUUGGGGUCCCUCUGUAUUAAUAGUUGAUGACACUGACUAUGCUCCCCGGAACAUUACAGUUGCGACAGACAAUCUUGGUCAUAUAAAUAUUAUGCCAGUAUAUGGUCUUAAUGUGUAUUCAAUGCUGAAGCAUGACACUCUUGUUUUAACUCAAGCUGCAGCAGAGAAAAUUGAAGAUAGAAUUUUAGAAAAUUUACAUUCAAUAACUACUCAACAACAAGCAGAAUUUAAAUUAAACCAGGUU
Brenthis ino (lesser marbled fritillary) is the source of this 849-nucleotide messenger RNA. NCBI's taxonomy places the organism in Eukaryota, Metazoa, Arthropoda, Insecta, Lepidoptera, Nymphalidae. The record is from the annotation of a GenBank genome assembly.